Peromyscus eremicus (cactus mouse) is the source of this 493-nucleotide messenger RNA. It is a transcript of the gene Snurf, whose product is annotated as SNRPN upstream open reading frame. The transcript has 4 exons. NCBI's taxonomy places the organism in Eukaryota, Metazoa, Chordata, Mammalia, Rodentia, Cricetidae. The record is from RefSeq and is a predicted model, not a curated record. The coding region runs from base 120 to 338 and encodes 72 amino acids. Gene Ontology annotation, cellular component: nuclear speck.
GUGGGACGCAUGCGUAGGGAGCUGUGAGAUAAACCUGAGCCACUGCGGCAAGUCUGGCGUAGAGAGGAGAGGGAGCUGGAGAUGUCUGACGCUUGGUUCUGAGGAGCGAUUUCAACGCGAUGGAGCGAGCAAGGGAUCGCUUACACCUGAGAAGAACUACUGAACAGCACGUGCCAGAGGUAGAAGUCCAGGUCAAACGUAGAAGGACUGCCUCACUGAGCAACCAAGAGUGUCACCUGUACCCACGACGUUCUCAGCAGCAGCAGCAAGUUCCUGUGGUGGAUUUCCAGGCAGAACUGAGACAGGCUUUCUUAGCUGAGACACCAAGAGGUGGUUAAAGUAGUAUUGAAACAUCAAGGUGUUGGAAAUCAAGGAAAACAGGACCCAUCCAUUGUUUGUGAAGCUUCAGUCAAGCUUACAUUGUGUCUAAGAACCUGCAUCCACACCUUUAUUUAUAGCCCUCCCCUAAGUAUUAAGGAUCUUGAUAUUUUAC